[Torrubiella] hemipterigena is the source of this 4305-nucleotide messenger RNA. The record is from the annotation of a GenBank genome assembly. Lineage: Eukaryota; Fungi; Ascomycota; Sordariomycetes; Hypocreales; Clavicipitaceae.
GACACUUUCCCACGACCAGUCUUGAAGAACAAGACUCUCCACAGCGCUAUAGAAUAUUAGAAAAACGCAGGCCAACAAGGGCAAUUUUCUUUCCUGUUUAUUAUAUUUUUCUGCAUCCCCUUGCCGGCGUGGAUCACUCAUUUCGUUGGCGCCGGGUCCAUCCCCCGCCACAGCUCCGCCAGCCGCGUUCUCCAAAUACCACAGCGCUUCGGCCGCAUCUGCCUGGGCCUGUCUCCAACCAACACCCAUUACACCAGACUUCCUCGAUAUAUAGACGAUCUUCAUACGCAUCGAACCGACAAAGCUGCCAUUACCCGCUCCCACCUCCUUCGCUGGGCUACAGUCGCCUGGGCUACUGGCGCGUGAGCCUCAGACGACAGAGCUCGCUCUGCUGUAGCAGCUGCAGACCACAGCCCCUCCUCCUCUGCCCUUCCCCGCGCCUCAAUGCCGAGUAAAAAGAAGCAUGCUAAAGCGAACGGCGGGAUUGCGGCGGCGGUGGCCAGCCAGGCCGCAAAUGACAGUAGUGUCGAACCAAGCACGAGCAGCGAUGCAUCCUCCAAAGGCCAAGUCGCCUCCAACCCCUCCUCGCCUGGCCUGAGCAGCCCCGAGUUUAAACCAACGCAGCAGCCGCCAGCCGGCAUGUCGCCUUUGGUUGGACCCUUUUCUACGACGUCUAUAUCAGCAAGCCCACGAUACGGCAACGGCUACGAAUGGUCUAGAGGUGCCAUGGCUGGCUCGCCCGGUAAUCUGAUCAGUCUUGCCGGAGAAUCGCCCCCCACAAACCCUUCGUCGUAUGAAGACGCCGGAGCUCGCUUGCACCAAGGAUGGGGUAUUCCGCACAGACAAAUCAUGACGCCUUCUCCAACAUCCCUCUCCCCUCCGGCCGGAAGUCGGAGGCCCAUUAGCUACCACAUGGAUGCAAACUACCUGAGCGAGACUCCUCCACAGUCCUCUGUCCCCUCGCAGAGACGCAGCUCCAUGCAUUCUCCUCUACACGCCGCUGAGCAGACACGGUCACCAUUCUCGCAACCUGCCUACCCAGAUCAUAACACUGACGCGACAUCUGCAUCGCUAGCCGGUCUUAGAGCUGGUGAUAAUGGCCUCUACUUUGGCUUUGACAAGCUACCGGCAUCGACAGACUCCGCCGAGGCCGACACUGUUGUAGUGGCAGGUUACCAUGGCGGACUUCGAAUCUAUUCUGUUGGGAAACGAGGCCUUGACCCAGUCGGCAGUCUGAAAGGACUGCGAGGUGGCGUCUUAAAUGCAAAGAUUUUGCCGUGGACCUUGAAACAGGAUCCAGAGGGCCUCUGUCCGCUAAUUUGUGUUACCAUUCAUGGGCCUGUUUUGCCAGCCAGCCCAACUGCUGUGCCGGAUGAUACAGACUCUGUGAGGACUGACGCUCCUACAAACAAUCCACUUCCAGUGGUUGAUGCUUAUCAGACCAGUGUUGAAAUAUACUCUCUCAAGACGAAUCAACUGGUGGACGUCAUUUUGCAGGCACCGCUGCAGCCCAUCAGCACCCAGGUUUCCAUUACGAGCCCGUUAUUCCAACCUCCGCCCCCGGCCAGCUCAUUUUCGAUUCAUUGUGGUGAAGGAUUAAUCGCCAUUUGCUCUGGAGUCAGUGGCGAAUGCUGGGUAUACUCGCAGCUUGCUGAGAAGCAAAAUGGAAACUACGUGGCUUGUCUAGGAAAGGUUUGGACCUGCUUACAGCGUACUCAUAAACCAGAUACGGCAGAUGAGACCAACUCUACGCAGAGCAAGCUGCCAUCUCGUCCCAGAGGGCAAUUAGCAGCGUUUUCUGUUUCAGGACACUGGAUUGCCUAUGCGCCAGCUGCUCCGUCUUCGCAAAUGUCCCUUCGUGCUCAUCUGCCAGUGCCCAUCCUAGGCAAAGGCCCUGGUAUAACAUCUGUCACGCCACCGCAAGCCCCUCAGCUCAACUCGUCUAUCGAAACAUCCAUGGCCGAUAGCAUGAUGAAUAAAAUUAUGCGAGAGACGACCCAAGAGCUGCUGCAAGGUGCCAAAUGGGUUGGAAAACAGGGACUUCAAGCCUGGAACUCAUACUGGAACAAGCCAGCUGCUGGCCAGCAGCAUCCAUCCGUAGCACAGUCACCUCCAAAGCAAUGGAAUGGAAAUCAAGGUGCCGUGUCGGGGGCAUCCAACUUCCCACCUACACAUGGCGCUUCAACAUCGCCAGCCAUCAAAGAGCCUGGUCUUAUCUCGAUACUCGACGCACAUUCACUACCACUCUCGUCAUCCCUCCAUCCACUCAUAACCUUUCCCUCACCAGGCGGCUGCAGCUUCCUUUCUCUUUCGCCCACUUCAUUUAACCUCUUUACUGCCAACAGCAAAGGAGACGUGCAAAUCGUGUGGGAUUUGCUUCGUCUGCGAAGCACACAUCUCUCACCACUACAAACAGCCACAUCCACAUUGUCAGCGUCGGGUCCACUAGUCCGUCAGGUAGCCCAAUUUUCUCGCAUGACGGUUGCGCGCAUUAUUGACGUAUGCUGGAAGGAACCUACUGGGGAUCGGCUGGCUGUUGUUACAGAGCGAGGGACUGUUCACAUGCUUGAUAUGCCAUUUGGAGCAUCUCUGUGGCCUCCCCCAAGACGUAGGAGAAUUCGAGCCAAGAAUGAUGAAGGCAAGACGGAUACACCUUCAUCCGCCGUGUCUAUAGCGACAGGUGCCAUUGGGGCAGCCUACCAAGCCGCAAAGCCGUUUGUGAAUCGAUCGAGGAGAAGCAGCGGUAAUGGGUCAGCAGCACCGGCAGCACCAGUCGCCACGUUGAAAGAGUCGGCAGCCCAUGGCGGCAGAGUCAUUGCGGCAAGCAUCACGAGCUCGAUUGGCAAAACCAGCACCGCCAUAAACCAGCUGCGACAUACCAGAGAAAACCGAGUCGCUCUACCGAGCAGCGCCUCUCUUCCCUCUCCUUGCUGUGUUGCCUGGUCAGCGACAAACCGAUCCUCCCUCUACACUGUCGGAGGCGGGACUGUCCGCAAGUUUCCGGAACGAGGAACAGCAGCACGAUCAACAGGGUCAUCCGCACGGAAUCGACCAGCAAGAUCAGCUCGACCUAUAGACUUCAAGGUCCCGUUGCUUCCCGAUGCAACAGUGGCACCUUUGAUACGCAAAGUUCUAGAUGGGAUGCCAGCCGAGGAUUACUUGGACCUAUCGGAGCCAGAGACGGAUGUGGCUAACACUGUGACGCUAAAGGGCAAACGUGUGGCCGCUAUGCCCGAAGCAGGCUCGGCAGCUGCCAUUACGCACGUGGAAAUCGAAACGAGCACUCCCUACCAACCGUUCCAUACAGAUCGACGAGUCGGGCUCUGCGAAUAUGUCACAACAACAGCAACGUCGGACAACAUCGACAAGAGCAACGCAGACAAGCUAAAGAGCACAAAGAAGAAUAAGGGUGUCGAUACGGCACAGGCCACGAGAGGCCCUAGUUCUUCGGCGUGGGCAUUUGGAGGCAGCCUGCCCUGCACCAAGAUCAAUGUUGGCAUGGCCCCAGCGGCGGCGGAAGACGAGACGGAUGGGGUGGUGACAGACGAUGGCCCACUCAUGUCAUCGACAACGCAGCACAUUACGCCAUAUGGGGAAGCCGAGCAGAUUGUGGUGACUACGAGACGGCGACGUGGCGCGAGGCAGGGCGAGGACGGGCUUGAGGAUGGCUUCUUUGAGGACGACUGCGAGGUUCUUGAUUUUGCAGAUCAGCGCGUGUGAGUUGGGAAAUGGAUGGGUAUGACUGAGCAUGUGCUGUGUCGCGUGUGGCUCGGCUCUACAUAGUUGUGUUUCUCGUUUUGGUUUAAAGAGCCUUCUCCUUUGAUGCGUACUCGUUUGUAGCAGUGCCAGGCAACUGUUUUAUUGGUCAUGUUCAUCAUUCCAAUGGAAUCUCUACUAUAGUGCAGACAUCCAUAGUAUCAUCCAGGUGUUUAACCAUCCAUCACAUGUCAUGUUUCAAACCCGUUAUUUUUUUUUCAGUCCGUGGUCGUGUGCAAAUCAGAGCCUCGAGAAGAUACGGCAACCGCCAAUGCGACCAGAUUACGGGGACUUUUAGGGGGGAUCCGCGAGUCGCACAGCAGCAAGCCACCACGUGUUGGGGCACAACAACAGCGCUUCCUUCACAUGCUGUUGCUGGCGGUGGUGGUGGUGCUGCUGCAACCUGUCGCCUGCAGCCUGCCCUAUCCGACACCGCUAGUCAUGUACCAAGCAUAUGCAGUUUGCAGCAUGAAGCUACUUAACAGGGCAAAUGCAGAACAGCGUCCAACAAGACCCUGAAGAUUGCCAAGUAACCAAACAACAGCUCAU